Echinops telfairi (small Madagascar hedgehog) is the source of this 1426-nucleotide messenger RNA. It is a transcript of the gene SLAMF8, whose product is annotated as SLAM family member 8. The coding region runs from base 54 to 896 and encodes 280 amino acids. Gene Ontology annotation, molecular function: signaling receptor activity. Gene Ontology annotation, biological process: regulation of B cell differentiation; leukocyte chemotaxis involved in inflammatory response. The record is from RefSeq and is a predicted model, not a curated record. The transcript is spliced from 5 exons. NCBI's taxonomy places the organism in Eukaryota, Metazoa, Chordata, Mammalia, Afrosoricida, Tenrecidae.
AGACAUGCUGACUUUGGGUUGUCGGGGAAGCGUGCCUGCCCCUCCGGAGCACGAUGGCCAUGUGGAGUCUGCUUCUCUGGGAAGCUCUGCUUCCCAUAGCUGUUACUGGUGCCAACAUCCAGGGACAGGUGGGGGGCUCCGUGCUGCUGGUGGCAAAGCAACCCCCCGGGUUCCAAGUCCGUGAUGUCAUCUGGAGAUCUCUCUGGCCUUCGGAGGAGCUCCUGGCCACGUUUUUCCAGAACUCCUCAGAGACUCUGUACCACUCCCGCUUCCUGGGCCGAGCCCAGCUACACAGCAACCUCAGCCUGGAACUGCGGCCACUGGAGUCUGGAGACAGCGGCAACUUCUCCGUCCUGCUGGUAGACAUGGUGGGUCGGGCCCAGUCCCAGACCCUGCAGCUCAAGGUGUAUGAUGCAGUGCCAAGGCCCACAGUGCAAGUGUUCAUCGCUGCAACAAGGGACACCCAGUCCCCUAGGACCUGCCAGGUCUUUCUCUCCUGCUGGGCCCCCAACAUCAGUGAUGUCACUUACAGCUGGCGACAAGAAGGGACCGUUGACGCUAGUCUGGAGCCACUUGGCCUGCUUGCAAGUGGACAGGUGCUAAGGAUUUCACUGGGGCCCGGAGACAGGAGUGUGGCCUAUUCCUGCAUUGUCUCCAACCCUGUCAGCUGGGCUUUGGCCACAGUCACCCCCUGGGAGAGCUGUCACCGUGACGCAGAGCCAGGGAAAACCUCCUACAAUGAUGUGCUGUUGCUGCUGUUGCUGCUGCCAGCCUCGCUGAUCCUGGUGCUGGCCGGUCUCCUCUCAGCCUGGCACUGUAGUCCCUGCUCAGGGAACAAGAAGCAGGAUGUCCAUGCCAAUGGUGUGGCUCCCGAGACAGAGAACCCACCUGUGUAGGGUCUGCCGUGAGAGAGGAUAUGAACGGACGUCUAGAUCAUCAGGAGCCCCGCUGCCCAGCCAACGUAAAGCUCUGGGACAUCGCUGGUCCCUGGAAAUCUCAGUGGUCCUCAGACCUCCUGUGAGACUCUCUCCUUGCCUCUGGGGAACAGCCAGCACAGCUGUCAUAGUGGGAGGACAGGAAGUACUGACCGAACCUUCCAUCACCUUCCCUCACUCCCUUUACUGUGCAUGUCGUGGCUCUACUCUGGGUAAGAGGAGCCUAACAGAAAUGUCCCUCAAAGAUGCUAGAAGUUGUCCAGACCCACCGGAACAUCGAUGCUCUCUGGCCAUUGUUUACGAAAUAGUAGCCAACUGGCACCAGAGGCCUGGCGCCAGCCUGGGUCCUGGGCUCUAAAAGGCCGUAGACAUUUGAACCUGCAGAUAAACUCUGCUUAUUUACUUCUAGCCUCAACUGCAGCCCCUGUAACUUGAGAUUAGGAUGUCUCCUGGUGACCUAGACAUUUUUAUAAGAUAAGGUGGAAGUGAGA